AACAUCGAAACAUCUCCGAACGCUCGCAGACAUUUCUCCCUCUCGCCAAAGCAUCACAUCUAUUUUUCUUUCAGCACAGCCGCCAAUUAGGUUCUACAACAGCACAUCCUGCGGCAUUCUCGGCGAGCUAACACAGCACACUCGAAACAGCCAACAAACAGCUUCACACCGACAGGUACCCAGAAGUUAUUCGGACCGCCAUGAACGCGAUAUCUGUUCUUUAGCAUUGCAAGAAGAGUCCCACGAGGGGCCAGACCAAUUGCUAUAUUCCGCCAGUCGUGGGGCAAUACUGCCGGAGGAUCGAGUUGUUCAGGGGGCGGUGGAAAUGGCCCAACGCAACGAUGAAUCGCUUUCUCCAAUGACAAGAAGCCCCCGUUCUGGGUCGCCUGUGCAUUCGAAUGCCAAUGGGACUGCAAAUGCACGGCAAUCGGGUCUGCGAACAGAGUUGAGCGUCGACGGACUCCCUGGGGCUGCACACGACUUCGCACCUCCUGUCCUGGCAGCAAACGGCGGCACAAGCAAGGCCGGCGUUGAUGCCGUGGAUUAUUUUCACGGUGGAUUUCCUCAUGAGAGCCAAAGACCUCCCUUUAUGACAGGGGCGGGUGUUUCAAGCAGCAAUUCACCUACGAGGCAAUCAGCUCUCAAACAUACGCCUGGCUCUUUUUCCCAGGAUGGAGUUGCGGCAACAGCUGGCACAUCGACACCACCUGGGAGGAGGAGUGUACAGUUUGCGAGAGCCGACCCAGGAACGUCAUCACAUGUUAGAUCAGAGUCGUGGGAAGAUGGCGAGAUCCCAAGCAAAGAUCGGCGUGGUCAGUCACUCAUGUCAAAGUUGAAGGCAUUGGCAACUACAGGUGCUCUACAAACUCACAGCCGGAGUCAAAGCAACACCGCAAACUCCUUCGAAGACGAUACAGGCUCUGCGCCUCUCUCACCAACAACGGAGCGUGCGACACGCUUACCAUAUACUUUACAAGAGGAGGGGAGUGAUGUUGACGCUGAUGCGGAAGAAACAGCUGACGAGGGGAAUAUUGCUGAUGCAGCGCGAGCCAAGAAGAAGCGGCGGUUCCGACGGCCCCUAGAAACUGCGAACGGAAGCCAAACAGCUCCUAACACACCACGUGUCCGGGGUAUGGGAGCAACUGAUUCUCCUGGCGGGAGCAGCCGCCAGAUUCCCUUCCUUACACGGCGAGCAACAGACGGAUCAUUGGAUCAGAGAGGUCAUCUGUCUGAAGGCGAAGGUCGUGAUCGACUCAAUGGCCAAAGUGCUUGGAGACGCGGGAGCUCAUGGAUCGCCGGAGCUCGAGGGGCAAGUUAUGGUGGCCAACAACAGGCUGAUCUUGAUGGCACGCCCACCUCAAGAAGACCCGGCCAGUUCAGGCGUAUGACAGGCCUUGGAGGUGGCCAAAGUGAUGGUGAUGGACAAACUCCAAGGCGCCCGUUCCUUGGCGCUGAACGUGCCACAACCUUUGGAGCCCAACGAUGGCGGAUGUUGAAGCACGGACUCAAGUUGUUGGGCCAGAAGAAGGAAGAGCACAAAGUCGAUUAUCUCAAGUCGGCAGAAUUGAUGGCAGAAUUGCGCGCUGGAGCCCCAGCAGCCCUUAUGUUGGCUAGCAUGAUCCAAAGGGACGAGCACGGCAACAAGCGUAUUCCAGUCCUUCUUGAGCAGCUGAAAUUGCACAUUACUGAUAGUAGACCAAGUGUGGAGGAACCUACAGAAAGCGAACGUCAUCUUGUAUUCCGAAUCGAGCUUGAAUAUGGCAGCGGAUUGAACAGAAUGAAAUGGGUUAUUCAUCGGUCAUUGCGAGAUUUUGCUAAUUUGCAUCUACGGUACAAGCUUCAAGGCAGCAGCGACAAAUAUAUCCAGCUAAGAAGUGAUGUCGACUCGAGGCCGAAACAACCCCGUUUCCCCAAAUCAGCCUUUCCUUACUUCAGAGGUGUGCGUGGACUGGGGGAGAGUGAGGAAGAUGAGGCUGACAACAUUCGUGUGGAUGAGACUGUUGGAGAAGCAACUCAUAGCGAGAAUGAGAGAAAGCGAAAGAAGAGACGACCCUCCCUCGCAGGAACUCGCAGGAAAUCAAGUGCGGCUCCACAAGACCCAAAUACCGGCGCUGUUAUUGGCAUGGGACAACAGUCGCAGCAAACGAGGAUCUACAAUGAGAAACAAAGGAGACGGCUCGAACAAUACCUUCAAGAGAUGAUCCGAUGGCUCAUCUUCAGAGCCGACAGUAAUAGACUAUGUCGAUUUCUGGAGUUGUCUGCAUUAGGAGUUCGACUAGCUGCGGAGGGCAGUUACCACGGAAAGGAAGGAUAUCUUAUCAUCCAGUCCGCAAAUGGGUUGGAUGUAAGAAGACUGCUGAAGCCUAGUAACAUCUUUGCCCGGCACUCUCCCAAAUGGUUUUUGGUGAGACACAGUUAUAUCGUUUGUGUAGAUUCUCCAGAAAACAUGCACAUAUAUGAUGUCUAUCUUGUGGACCCGAAAUUCGAAAUCCGACAGAAACGCCGGAGACUCAAGGAGAUGGACAAAAAGGAAAUGAUGGAGACGGCCGGGACCUCUGCAAAACACCCUCAGCAUCACAGCCUCAAAUUACAGAAUUCGGAGCGUAAGAUCAAGCUUCUGGCAAAGAACGAACGCCAAUUGCGGCAAUUCGAGGAUUCCUUAAACUACAUGUUGAGUACCACACCAUGGUCGAAAGAAAACCGCUUUGGAAGUUUUGCGCCUGUCCGAACCGGCGUUUAUGCCCAGUGGCUGGUCGAUGGCCGAGACUACAUGUGGAAUGUUUCUCGAGCUAUCAAUAUGGCCAAAGACGUCAUCUAUAUCCAUGAUUGGUGGCUAAGCCCUCAGUUGUACAUGCGAAGGCCCGCAGCAAUCAGCCAGAAAUGGCGUCUCGACAGGCUGCUUCAGAAGAAAGCCAGGGACGGAGUCAAGAUUUUCAUUAUCAUUUACAGAAACGUCGAGGCGGCCAUCCCUAUCGACUCUGAGUUCACCAAGUUCUCCAUGCUGGAUCUCCAUCCAAAUAUUUUCGUCCAAAGAUCACCGAAUCAAUUCAAGAAGAAUCAGUUCUUCUUUGCUCACCACGAGAAGAUCUGCGUUGUUGACCACACGGUGGCUUUUGUGGGAGGCAUUGAUUUAUGUUUUGGCCGUUGGGACACGCCACAACACUCUGUUGUAGACGACAAGCCUACGGGCUUUGAGCAAUCAGACCUCCCGAAAGAUGCAGAUCACUGCCAGUUAUGGCCUGGAAAAGACUACUCAAACCCACGUGUUCAAGAUUUCUUCCAGCUGAACGAACCUUAUGCGGAGAUGUACGACCGUUCCAAAACGCCCAGAAUGCCAUGGCAUGAUAUUGCAAUGCAAGUCGUUGGUCAACCCGCACGCGAUUUGACGCGGCAUUUUGUUCAGCGAUGGAAUUAUGUACUUCGGGGACGAAAACCGACAAGGCCCACACCAUUCCUUCUUCCGCCCCCAGAUUAUAACUCUGCUGAUCUUGAGGCGCUUGGUCUUACUGGUACCUGCGAGGUUCAAAUCCUUCGAUCUGCCAGCGACUGGUCUCUGGGACUGACAGAGGUUGAGCACAGUAUCAUGACUGCUUACUGCAAAAUGAUCGAGGAAUCUGAACAUUUCGUCUAUAUCGAAAACCAGUUCUUCAUUACCAGUUGCGAAACCAUGAACACCAAGAUCGUCAAUAGAAUCGGCGAUGCCAUUGUGGAGCGUGCUACUCGAGCUUACCAGAGCGGCGAAAGCUGGCGUUGCGUUAUUAUCAUUCCCCUUAUGCCUGGUUUUCAGAACACCGUAGAGGAGGCCGAAGGCACAUCUGUUCGGUUGAUCAUGCAAUGUCAGUUCCGUAGCAUUUGCCGUGGCGAAGGUUCAAUAUUUGGCCGUCUGAGAACCCAAGGCAUCGAGCCAGAAGAUUUUGUUCAGUUCUACAGUCUCAGAACUUGGGGCAAAAUUGGGCCAAACAAAAUGUUGGUGACUGAGCAGCUGUAUAUCCAUGCAAAAGUAAUCAUCGUCGAUGAUCGUAUCGCAUUGAUUGGGUCGGCCAAUAUAAAUGAACGAUCCAUGCUGGGUGUCAGAGACUCUGAGUGUGCCGCUGUUGUUCGAGAUACAGAUAUGCUCUGGUCGAUAAUGGAUGGCGAGCCUUAUCUGGUGGGAAGAUUUGCCCAUACCUUACGCAUGCGUCUCAUGAGAGAGCAUCUUGGCUUGGACGUUGACGAAGUCAUGGAAGAAGAACGCCGAGUAGAGCUUGACCGGGAAGAGGAGGAAUACGAAACGCGGAUGAACGGUAUCUAUGACGGCAAUGAUUCAGAAACAGACAGGGCCAAAGCUCGAGAAGCCCAAUCGGUCCUCCUUCCUGAUCAGGCUCUUCGAAUUGCAAAUCACGAGCGCAUGCGAAGCUUCAACCAUGACGUUGAUUGGGAAGAAGAGGGGAAUCCAAAUGUGGCACCGGAGAGCUACAAGUCUGUCACAACAGAUAAGAGAGUCAUCGGCAAUAAGGCCCAUGCCGCAGAAGUCGAUGGCGAAGGCCCCGAUCAAUUGAAAGCGGCCGAGAAAACUGGGAUUGUUCGUGGCCGAGACUCUGUGCUAGCGGAUGGGGGUCGUGAAGUGCUCGUCGCUGACAUUGCCUCUGAAGGUAAAGGCACUGUCAGUCAUCCAAACAGACCGCACGAUCGCCCUCCACCAGUUCACCACCGCGGUAGUGAUGGGAGUGGUAGCGCAGGAAAUGAUAAAGUUCCACCAAUGCCUUCAUUCCCACGGCGGACAACAGACCAACUGGGCCUAUCGCAGCUUUCUCAACUCCCUGCUCUCCCCAUCACAGAUGAUACAGAUAUCGGUGGACCUCCCGUUCACCUCGACGCGACUGGGAGACCGGCACCCAAAGAAUUCAACCCUCUAACAGCUGAUAUCAAAAUUGCUCACGUUGACAAGGAUUGCAUGCGUGAUCCUCUCAAUGAUUCCUUCUUCGAAGACACCUGGCGUCAAAUUGCAGAUAACAACACGAAGAUCUUCCGGCGAGUCUUCCGGUGUAAUCCUGACAGCGAAGUCACCAACUGGCAUGAGUACGGCGAGUUUAUGGCUUAUGCUGAGAGGCUUGCGCAAUCACAGGGUGGUAAGAGUACAGAAUGGGAAGAGCAAGAAGCUGCUGGCAAGAGUGGACCUCCAGGAGCCUCGUCAACAGCUGCAGGCAUGGCAGCAGUACCAGUAUUAAGUAACUUGACCGAGAAGAUCAAUCGCCAUGGGCAAGAUGACCGUCCACUAGGAACAGUGGCGGAAAUAGCUGAAAAUGCUCGUGAGGAUAACGCGAAACGCACUGAUACUGGUCGAGAAGGUGGAAUGAACGGCCAUUUGGACGGCAUCGAUGAAAAGGCGGAGCUGAGAGCAGAGGAGCCUGCCUCCCCGAUUCUGCCCGCGGGAGACGAGACAUUCCCAUCGCUCGACUCUACCCUGCUCGACACCUCGACAGCAGCUGCUGAGACAGCUCCUCAGCCAGUGACCUCAACGCCAGCCCCCAGAAAAACUACGUUUUCGUCCACAACUCCAACUACCAACCCCGCAACUAAUGGUUCCGCGAACAAAGGCUCAGGCAAGAGACGUCGUCGUGGCACCACAAAAAAUAAGUUUUCGGGAAGUGACGACUUGCUGUCUAGACAAGAUGCUGAGGAACUGCUCGGUCUUGUGCAAGGACACCUUGUGUUCUUCCCAUACGACUGGCUCAUCAAGGAAGAGCUCAAUUCUAAUUGGCUUUACCAGGUGGACCAGGUGGCACCGUUACAGAUCUAUAAUUAAUUAAUCAUUUGAUGGCCGACUGCAAGCGGGAAACAGCAUUUUGUAUAUGUGUAUCAAUGAUGACCACAUGGAUUGGUAAAACGGCUGCAUUCGGGGACCAGGCGUUCUACUUCUUCUGCAGCAUUCCAGCGAAGAGUUUCUUUCUCCAAAAUGUAUCAUGCUCAUGGCAUCAGUCAUUCAAACACUCCAAUUAAAUCCACGCAUCAGCAUCAUCAUCUUCGGUGAUUUAUACU
Messenger RNA from Hyaloscypha bicolor E, 6018 nucleotides. RefSeq names its product phospholipase-like protein D1. The record is from RefSeq and is a predicted model, not a curated record. Gene Ontology annotation, biological process: cell motility. The transcript has 2 exons. NCBI's taxonomy places the organism in Eukaryota, Fungi, Ascomycota, Leotiomycetes, Helotiales, Hyaloscyphaceae. Gene Ontology annotation, molecular function: phosphatidylinositol binding; catalytic activity. Bases 326 to 5785 code for a protein of 1819 amino acids.